AUGACAAAUCCUUUAGUAAGAUCAGUAAAUGAACUAAAGCAAAGAAUAGAUUACCAAAGAUCAAUAUGUCAACUAUAUAAAGAACUACUACAAAAAUCAAUACAAUUAAAAAAACAAUCAACACUACCUAAAAACAACAUUAUAUCACUAGAACUAAAAGUUGGAUUAUAUGUAAAUUUUACAAAAAGAUAUACAAAUCCAUACCUAAUAACUCAAGCACUACUCAAGGGUAUACGACUAAAUGAAUUACUAGAAGAGUCCAUUUCAACAAAAAAUUGGCAACCAUUACAAGACUUCAUAGAGCUAGAACAUGAAGAAUAUUGGAAAUGGCAACAACGAAGAACUUCAUAUUUACAAAACAUUGAAGAGUUGAAAGAUAAAACAAUAGACAAUUUAAGAGGUACUGCAAAAAGUUUGGCUUCCUCCAAAAGGAAAAGUCGAAAAGAAGAAAUAUCACCACCAACUAAUGAACUAGAAUUUAAUCAAUACACAGCUAAAGGUUUUGAGAAAGCAAAAUCACAUGGUCAAUCUUUAAUAUUGAGAUACUUAAAUCGACUUCAAUACGAUGGCAAGAUCCCCAACCCCCAUCUCCUACCAUACACUGAAGAAACUUUAGUAACAUCAGGAGACAACUAUGAUCAAAAACAUAUAAUAAAAGGUCUGACACAAAAGAUAAUAAACGAAGCAUUUGAUAAAGAAUACAUAGAAUCAAUAAUCAUCCCUGGUUUGGAGUAUGAAAUCAACAAUUUUGAGAUAGAAAAAUUAACAAAAAUCAUAAAUGAAAAAGGUCCAUAUCAAGCAGUAGCCAAACAAACGAAUGCAGGAAUAGUAUCCAUGCCUUUUAUACAAACCCCAUUUCAUGAUGCCAAAUAUAGAAAAAAAUUAGCUCAUCUAAUUAGACAACAAAUUAAAUGGUUUAGAAUUCGGAAAUGUUGGGAAACUACUGAGAAUUUAAAUGAAGAGAAUUUACACCCAGAUGGAUCUUAUUCGAUAAAGGGAUGUCGUGGGUUUGGUGAUGAUGAAUUGAUGAAAACUAGAAAGUAUUAUGAAAAAUUGGCGGAGGGUGAGGAAAUUUUUGAGUUGUUUUGUGAAAUUGAGAAAAGAAGGUCAAAAGGUGAAGACACUAGUGAGGAAAUUGAUCUUUCGGAAUUUGAUUGGUGCUCUGAAUUGGAUAUUGUAUCUGUCUAUAUUGAAUCAAAAUUAAUUGAUAUAUUAAAGAAGUCCAAAGAAAUUGAUUUAAGUAAACAUCAAACUAAGUUACAAGAUCAAUUUGAUAAAGAAUAUAUUUCGAAAAUUAAAAGAUUUGAUGAGUUGCUAAAUCAACUCAAGAGAGAUAAUGUUUUCAAGCAUAGUGAAAUUGUAUCACCACCAAAUACUGAAUCACUCAAAAAUAAUUUACCACCAUUAAAUAAGUUUCCAAUAGAAGAAAGAUUUGGACGUGGUAAAAAAUUAGGUGAUUAUUUGAAAGCUAACAAAUUUAAGAGUUUUGAAUUUGGCAAUGAACUUAACAAGAACAUUAAUGGAAUCAUGGCAAAACUAUCUAAGAAGUUUUAA
Lodderomyces jiufengensis is the source of this 1554-nucleotide messenger RNA. RefSeq lists its product as uncharacterized. The record is from RefSeq and is a predicted model, not a curated record. The transcript has a single exon. The coding region runs from base 1 to 1554 and encodes 517 amino acids. Lineage: Eukaryota; Fungi; Ascomycota; Pichiomycetes; Serinales; Debaryomycetaceae.